This is a messenger RNA of Stegostoma tigrinum, 3714 nucleotides long. It is a transcript of the gene hk1, whose product is annotated as hexokinase 1. The coding region runs from base 255 to 3005 and encodes 916 amino acids. The transcript has 18 exons. Gene Ontology annotation, molecular function: ATP binding; fructokinase activity; D-glucose binding. Gene Ontology annotation, biological process: intracellular glucose homeostasis; glucose 6-phosphate metabolic process; glycolytic process. Gene Ontology annotation, cellular component: mitochondrion; cytosol. Lineage: Eukaryota; Metazoa; Chordata; Chondrichthyes; Orectolobiformes; Stegostomatidae. The record is from RefSeq and is a predicted model, not a curated record.
GAAGUGGGCUGGCUCUACUGCAUUACCGUAUCAUACUGAAAAGGUUACUGCAUCACUCAACUUGUACACGAGGAGUAGCCCUGAUGAGUAUAGAUUUUAGUUUAAUUUUUUGAAAAGAGAAGUAAGUACAUUCUCUUCAGGAGAGGUUAGAAGGAUUGUAUACUUACACAAAUCUUCACAGAAUUAACUGUAGCUACAGCCACCACUCUCUUUGAAGCUUCUGUGUGUGAUUUAUUUCCUGAAUUCCAGGCAGGAUGAUAGCUGCACAGGUUUUGGCCUACUUCUUUACAGAAUUAAAGGCUGAUCAAGUCAAAAAGAUUGAUAAAUAUCUAUAUGCAGCUCGCCUCUCAGAUGAAACACUGCUUGAUGUUAUGGCACGGUUCAGAACUGAGAUGGAGAAAGGACUAGGACGGGACACUAAUCCAACAGCAACACUUAAAAUGCUGCCUACUUUUGUUCGAUCAACUCCAGAUGGAACAGAAAAGGGAGACUUUCUUGCACUGGAUUUAGGAGGCUCCAGUUUUCGCAUUCUACGUGUAAAAGUGUCUUGUGAGCGACAGCAGAAGGUGGAGAUGGAAUCCCAGAUCUACCCUACACCAGAGGAUAUCAUGCACGGCAGUGGUGCACGGCUUUUUGAUCAUGUUGCUGAAUGCCUGGGAGAUUUCAUUGAGAAACAAGAAAUCAAGGAUAAGAAGCUUCCACUUGGCUUCACUUUUUCCUUUCCUUGCAGACAGAGCAGAUUGGAUGAGAGUGUUCUGAUCACAUGGACAAAAGGUUUCAAAGCGAGUGGAGUGGAGGGUUCAGAUGUGGUGAAGCUACUUCGCAAGGCUAUUGACAAGAGAGGGGACUAUGAUGUGGACAUUAUGGCUGUGGUGAAUGACACUGUUGGCACUAUGAUGACCUGUGGAUUUGAUGACCAGCGCUGUGAAGUUGGUCUUAUUAUAGGUACCGGCACUAAUGCUUGUUACAUGGAGGAGCUGAGACAUAUAGACUUGAUGGAAGGUGACGAAGGACGGAUGUGCAUAAACAUUGAGUGGGGAGGUUUUGGAGAUGAUGGGUCACUUGAGUCUAUCAGAACAGAAUUUGAUCGGGAAAUAGACCGUGGUUCCCUCAAUCCAGGAAAGCAAUUGUUUGAGAAAAUGAUCAGUGGAAUGUAUAUGGGAGAACUUGUGAGGCUCAUUCUUGUCAAGAUGGCCAAGGAAGGACUGAUCUUUGAAGGAAACAUCACGCCAGAACUGCUUACCAAAGGAAAAUUGGAAACAAAGCACGUAUCUGCCAUUGAGAAAAGCAAAGGUGGUUUGCUGAAAGCCAAGGAAAUUCUGACACGCCUGGGCCUGGAGCCAUCAGAUGAGGAUUGCAUUGCUGUACAGCAUGUUUGUACAAUUGUUUCCUUCCGUUCGGCCAAUCUGUGUGCUGCUGCCCUUGGAGCCAUCCUGACCCGACUUCGUGAUAAUAAAGGAGUGCCAAGACUCCGCACCACAGUGGGAGUGGAUGGAUCACUCUACAAGAUGCAUCCACAAUUUGCCAGACGCCUCCAGAAAACAGUGAGACGCCUGGUUCCCGACUGUGAGGUCCGAUUUCUCCUUUCGGAAAGUGGCAGUGGAAAAGGUGCUGCCAUGGUUACUGCAGUGGCCGCAAGGCUUGCUUCGCAACGCAAAGAAAUAGAUGAAACAUUGGCUUCGUUCACACUCACGCAAGAACAACUGUUUGAGGUGAAGAAGAGAAUGAGAACAGAGAUGGAGCUUGGUUUAAAGAAGAAAUCUCAUGAGGCUGCAACAGUGAAAAUGUUGCCAACCUUUGUUCGUAGCACCCCAGAUGGGACAGAAAAUGGGGAUUUUGUAGCCCUUGACCUCGGUGGAACCAACUUCCGUGUUCUACUUGUGAAGAUUCGUAGUGGCAAGAGACGAACAGUUGAAAUGCACAACAAAAUCUAUGCUAUUCCCUUGGAGAUAAUGCAAGGGACCGGCGAAGAGCUGUUUGACCACAUUGUUCAUUGCAUCUCUGAUUUCCUCGAUUACAUGGGAAUGAAAGGUGCUCGGCUCCCUCUUGGUUUCACCUUUUCCUUCCCUUGUGAGCAGAAGAGUUUAGAUGAGGGUAUUCUUCUUACAUGGACCAAAGGUUUUAAAGCAACUGAUUGUGAGGGAGAGGAUGUAGUUACUAUGUUAAGGGAUGCCAUUAAAAGAAGAGAUGAGUUUGAACUUGAUGUUGUAUCAAUUGUGAAUGACACCGUUGGGACAAUGAUGACGUGUGCUUAUGAAGAUCCACAUUGUGAAGUUGGAAUGAUUGUAGGGACUGGCAGUAAUACUUGCUACAUGGAAGAAGCAAGAAACACUGAGCUUGUAGAGGGAGACGAAGGGCUCAUGUGCGUUAAUAUGGAGUGGGGUGCCUUUGGUGACAAUGGAUGCCUUGAUGAUAUCAGGACAGAGUACGACAAUGCUGUGGAUGAUCUGUCAUUAAACCAAGGGAAACAAACAUAUGAAAAAAUGAUCAGUGGGAUGUAUUUGGGUGAAAUUGUGCGAAAUGUGGUCAUCGAUUUCACCAGACGAGGAUUCCUGUUCAGAGGACAGAUCUCUGAGAGACUAAAGACAAGAAGCAUCUUUGAAACCAAGUUCCUGUCCCAGAUAGAAAGUGACCGCCUAGCUCUGCUCCAAGUCCGUGCAAUCCUUCAGCAACUUGGCUUGGACAGCACUUGUGAUGACAGUAUCAUCGUUAAGGAGGUCUGCGGAGCUGUUUCUAAGAGAGCAGCCCAGCUCUGUGGUGCAGGAAUGGCUGCUGUUGUUGACAAAAUAAGGGAGAACCGGGAUUUAGAUCACCUGGAGAUUACUGUUGGUGUAGAUGGAACUCUCUACAAACUUCACCCACAUUUUUCAAAGAUCAUGCACAAAACGGUAAAAGAACUGGCCCCAAAAUGCAAUGUGACGUUCCUGUUAUCAGAAGAUGGUAGUGGAAAGGGCGCUGCUCUUAUUACAGCAGUGGCAUGUAGACUUCGUGAAUCUGGACAGUAAGAACUCUCGUGAACAGCGCCAACUCCUGGGACAGGGGUAGUAUUGCAUAUUCCCUGCACUUUCCUUUUUAAAACAGCUAUGGCUCCAUUGUCAUAGUUGAGGUUUUCAGUGUGUUCUGCUGAGCCCUGCAUAGAUAAACGUGCAAAAAAACUUCCAUAUGAAAUGCCAAAAAGACCAGUAGCAACACACAGGUUAACUAGAAACUGCUGGAUUUGCAAAAGUCCUGAUUCCAAAAUUACUGUGCUCUGUCAGUUCCAGUUUUGUGCUUUCUGUCAUCACAUACACUAGCUUCUAAACUGUCUGUUCAUGAUUUUCUUAAGGCUGUUGAAGGAGAUAAAACUGGAUUCAAGCUCCAUCUAGCCUGUUUUGUUGUAGUGGUACAGCAUUCUCUCAGUAAAAAGGGUAUCCUGAUUUACCCGUCUGUUACAUAAUUUUGUGAAGUAUUGUGUCGUGUCUUAACAAAGGUAUAUAUAUUUGGUAACUUAAAAUUCCCCUGAAAAAUGAAAACAGCUGUUAAAAUCUGAACUGCAUUUUCAGAAAAUAUAGUUGUUUGUUGUGUUACACAUUGCUGUCACCUCUUGUAGAUGAGUUUAAGAUCUAUGUAAAAUGCAUGCCUUAUUGACAAAGCAGAACCUUUAAUUUUAUACUCUCGUAGAGGCGCACGUGUUUUAAAGUGACUUUGUGAAUACAUUAAACUUGAUCUAAUGUG